Molecule: messenger RNA, 1519 nt
Organism: Capsella rubella
Lineage: Eukaryota; Viridiplantae; Streptophyta; Magnoliopsida; Brassicales; Brassicaceae
Exons: 2
Coding region: 40-1140 (366 amino acids)
Source: RefSeq, a predicted model, not a curated record
UCUCAUACUGAGUAGAAAAAAAAAACAGAGAGAAGAAAGAUGAGAAGCGGUGCUGCUACUGGUGGUGGAAACAACGUUUUCGAAACUAUUAACGCUGCUGCUUCUGCUAUUGCUUCUUCUGAUGAUCGUCUUCAUCAACCUUCUCCGAUUCAUAAGAAGCGAAAAUGGUGGAAUCGAUGGAGUCUGCUGAAAUGUUUCAGAUCGUCGGGACAAAGGAAACGAAUAGGAAACUCGGUUCUUGUUCCUGAACCGGUAUCAAUGUCUUCAAAUUCGACAUCUAACUCCGGUUAUCGUUCGGUUAUGACUACACUUCCUUUCAUAGCUCCACCUUCAUCUCCAGCUUCGUUUUUCCAAUCGGAACCACCUUCUGCUACUCAGUCACCUGUAGGGAUCCUCUCUUUUAGUCCUUUGCCUUGUAAUAACCGUCCUUCCAUCUUCGCCAUUGGACCUUACGCUCAUGAACCUCAACUGGUAUCUCCUCCGGUCUUCUCUACUUACACUACUGAACCAUCUUCAGCUCCGAUCACACCUCCUCUUGACGAAUCCAUCUACUUAACUACCACAACACCUUCUUCACCGGAAGUGCCUUUCGCGCAGCUCUUUAACUCGAACCACCAAACUGGUAGCUAUGGUCAUAAGUUCCCAAUGUCUAGUUAUGAGUUUCAGUUUUACCAACUUCCUCCUGGUAGUCCACUUGGUCAGCUCAUUUCUCCGAGCUCGGUUGUAUCCGGUUCUGGUCCAACUUCUCCUUUUCCCGAUGGAGAAACCGCGCUGUUCCCUCACUUUCAAGUCUCUGAUCCUCCAAAGCUUUUGAGCCCUGGUAGAUUGCAUUGUCCAAAGACUGUUACAACUCCUUCUAAAGAUCACAAGAUUGUGAGACCGCAUAAACCGGUUUCAUUCGAUCUUGAUGCGGAUCAUGUCAUUAGAUGCGUAGAUCAGAAGCUGAGGACAACGUUCCCUGAAGCAUCAUCAACAUCAUCGAAUCCAGAAGCAAUGAAUCAAUCCUCUCUCGGGUCGAAUAAGGAAUUUAAUUUCGGCACGGAUGAGAAUCACUUGACCGAUGAUGAACAUAGAGCUUCGCCAAAGAACAGCAACGACUGGUCUUUCUUCCCUGUGAUGCAAUCAGGUACACUUAGCUAACCUUCAUCAGAAGAUUUAGUUAUUAUAUAGAAUCUAAAAAUUUAGAAAUCGGAUUCGGACACAAUGAUCUUGGUCAAGAAGAUUCAAGAACUAAAAUUUAACUAGGGAUCUUAUUAGUUUCCUUUGAUUUUAUACACUGGUAUGAUGUUCUCUACUAUAUAGAAUUUUAAGAUGGUUCUGUUCAGUACCUUAGGGUAGGGAUGUUUUGUUGUCUCUCUGUUUUGGUUUUGUAAUAAAUAUUUGGCGUUGUUAUUAGUUGUUGUAUAUGGCUUCUCUCUAUGUAGUUUUUUGUUUUUGUGCAUACACAUUGAUCGCAUUUGUAAAUAACAUUUCUACAAAGAAAUUCCAAUAAUUCUAUAGAUUAUGACAGUGUUAGACU